Leptosia nina is the source of this 510-nucleotide messenger RNA. Lineage: Eukaryota; Metazoa; Arthropoda; Insecta; Lepidoptera; Pieridae. The record is from the annotation of a GenBank genome assembly.
AUGUCUAGUUGGAUUGCAAUAACUAGGCAGCUGAGGCAGACCAAAGUCAUGUUUAGUCGGAACAUUUGCAGGUCGAAUAUAUGCCAUUCGGAAAAUGUUGAUACAAAUUCUGCAGAUAAAGUUGGUGGAUUUGCAAAGGCUUAUGAAAAACAGAGUCACAUACUUGAUGUUGAGAGCACUCCUCCACCCACAUUUGCAUCGCUUUUACGGAAUUCAAAACUAGUCGAUCUAGGAGAUCCUGUCGGAAAGAUUGUGGUAGGUAAGAUAUUUCAUGUAGUAGAAGACGAUUUGUAUAUUGACUUUGGCUGGAAAUUUCAUUGUGUGUGCCCAAGACCAUCUAUCAGGGCUGAAGAUUAUGUUAGAGGAGCAAGAGUAAGAAUCCAAAUCAAGGAUCUGGAGCUAUCAUCAAGAUUCCUCGGUUCUAGUACUGAUCUAACCCUUUUAGAAGCUGACUGUAAAUUACUUAGUCUUGUAUCAAGUCCAGUGAAAUCCAGUGAAAAGACGACAUAG